Molecule: messenger RNA, 627 nt
Organism: Vicia villosa (hairy vetch)
Lineage: Eukaryota; Viridiplantae; Streptophyta; Magnoliopsida; Fabales; Fabaceae
Exons: 4
Coding region: 1-627 (208 amino acids)
Source: RefSeq, a predicted model, not a curated record
AUGGCUGGGAGGAAUGAUGCUGCAAUUACUGUUGCUUUGGAAGCAAUGGCUCAAGCUUUGGAACAUCAGCCGAAUGUUGGUGAGAAUGUUGUUUCUCGCAAUUUGGCUACGUUUCAAAGGGAGAAUCCACCUGUUUUCAAGGGCACUCAUGUUCCUAAUGACGCAUUGACACGGCUAAAGGAGACUGAGAGAAUCUUCUGUGUGAUGGAUUACACUCCAGAUCAUAAGGUUCGGGAGUUCUUGGGGAAGUACUUUCCUGAGGACGUUCGUGGCAAGAAGGAAAUCGAAUUCCUUGAGUUGAGGCAAGGGAAUAAAUUGGUUGUGGAGUAUGCUGCUAAUUGUCGGAUCUAUGAAGAAGACAACAACGCUCAUUAUGGGGUUAUUAAUGAGAAGUGGGGCAAGAGUCAACAAGGCCGUGGCAAGCCUUAUGAUGCUCCAGUUGGCAAGGGUAAGCAGAAAGCCUAUGAGGGUAAGAGAACUACUGGGGGAGAUGCUCCUGCUGGAGGUGUGCUUAUGCAAAAUGAUAAAGUUAUUUCUUAUGCGUCGAGACAGUUGGGAGUUCAUGAGAAAAACUAUUCUACGCAUGAUUUAGAACUUGCUGUUGUUGUGUUUGCAUUGAAGAUUUAG